GGCCGGCAUAGGUGAGGCAGGCCCGGUCCGGGAGGUGCGGGGCGGGGCGCGCGGCCGCAUGGAGGGUCCGGGGCUCUCUGCCGCCUGGGCUCUCCUUCUGUGGCCCCUCGGUCUAGAGACCCGAGGGUGGACGGUACCUGGAAUAUUAACCAAAGGGGAGAUUUGCACUUGGAUACUGAAAACAACACAGCAAUGGGGCCACGAAAGAAAAGUGUUAAAACAUGUCUCACGAAUAGUGAAAUCUCAGAGGAAGCAGUAUCAGAUGAAACAAAGGACUAUAUGAACCAACUUUCACAUGAAGUACUUUGCCAUAUUUUCAGGUACCUCCCCCUGCAGGAUAUCAUGUGCAUGGAAUGUCUUUCCCGGAAGCUGAAGGAAGCUGUGACCCUGUAUCUCAGAGUCGUGAGGGUUGUGGAUCUCUGUGCUGGGCGAUGGUGGGAAUAUAUGCCAAGUGGCUUCACAGACUCCAGUUUUCUAACACUUUUAAAGAAGAUGCCAGAUGUUGAGCAGCUAUAUGGUCUUCACCCUCGAUACCUUGAAAGGCGAAGAGUAAGGGGCCAUGAGGCUUUUAGCAUUCCAGGGGUCCUAGAGGCUUUGCAAGCAUGUCCAAACUUAGUGGGUGUAGAAACAUCUCAUUUGGAGUUGGUAGAAUCUAUCUGGACAUACAUGCCACAUGUUCAUAUAUUGGGGAAAUUUCGUAACCGGAAUGGAGCAUUUCCAAUUCCUCCUGAAAAUAAGCUAAAAAUUCCUAUAGGAGCUAAAAUUCAGACUUUGCAUUUAGUUGGAGUGAAUGUUCCUGAAAUUCCAUGUAUCCCAAUGCUAAGGCACCUAUAUAUGAAGUGGGUAAGACUCACUAAACCACAACCAUUUAAAGACUUUCUUUGCAUCAGCUUAAGAACUUUUGUCAUGAGGAACUGUGCAGGACCCACGAAUUCUUUGAAAUACGUCCCCUUAGUAACAGGCUUAGCCUCUGCUCGAAACUUGGAGCACUUAGAAAUGGUUCGAGUUCCUUUCCUCGGUGGUCUUAUUCAACAUGUGGUUGAAGACAGUUGGAGAUCAGGUGGUUUUAGGAAUUUGCACACCAUUGUUCUAGGAGCUUGUAAAAAUGCUCUUGAAGUGGAUCUUGGUUACCUCAUCAUCACUGCUGCCCGUAGGUUACAUGAAGUUCGCAUUCAACCUUCUCUAACCAAAGAUGGUGUCUUUUCUGCUCUUAAGAUGGCAGAGUUGGAGUUUCCUCAGUUUGAAACCCUCCAUCUGGGAUAUGUAGAUGAGUUUUUGCUGCAGAGCAGAAUGGCUAAUGCAGAUUUGGUGAAAUACGGUUUGGCUGAUGUAGUGGAAAAUCCUGGUAUCAUCACUGACAUAGGAAUGAAGGCAGUCAAUGAAGUUUUUUCCUGUAUCAAAUAUCUGGCAAUUUAUAAUUGCCCUCAUCUACAUAACCCAUACAAUUGGAUCUCAGACCAUUCACGGUGGACUCGACUGGUUGAUAUCAAUCUUGUGCGGUGCCAUGCUUUGAAGCUGGACUCUUUUGGACAGUUUAUUGAAUUGUUGCCCAGCCUGGAGUUUAUUUCACUGGACCAGAUGUUUCGUGAGCCUCCGAAGGGCUGUGCUCGAGUUGGUCUCAGUGCAGGCACAGGAAUUGGGGUUUCCUCAGCCCUGGUUAGCAACCAGAACUCCAACAAUGACAAUGAUAAUAAUGCCCAGAAUAAUAAUGCCAACAUCCACGACAACAAUCACCAUCACCAAGAUGACUCUGAUGAGGAAAAUGACUUUCGGCAAGACCUUCAGCCAGGAGAGCAACAGUUUGCAGCCGAUGCAUUGAAUGAGAUGGAAGACAUGGUGCAAGAAGAUGGGGAGGUGGUAGCUGAGAGUGGAGGUGAUAUGCCAGCUCACAGACAGGCCACACUUCCUGUGGAUAUUGAUGAGGAACAAGCAGGACCUAGUGGUCUUCAGCAGGUGGUCAAACCAACCCCAAUUACUGUUCACGAUUCAGAGAGUGAUGAUGAAGAGGACAGUCUAGAACUCCAAGAAGUCUGGAUUCCUAAGAAUGGUGCUCGGCGUUACUCUGAAAGGGAAGAAAAAACUGGAGAAUCGGUGCAGUCCAGGGAAUUGGCUGCAGUAAGUGGAAAAGGCAAGACUCCACUUCGAAAGAGAUACAACUCCCAUCAGAUGGGCCAGUUGAAGCAGUCUCCCCUCGAGGAAAGCAGCUGUGAGAAAGGCUGUCAGGUCACCAGUGAGCAGAUCAAAGCCGAUAUGAAAGCAGCUAGGGAUAUUCCUGAAAAGAAAAAAAACAAGGAUGUUUAUCCCAGCUGCAGCAACACCUCCACCAACACAAUGGGAAACUCCAGCUCACACAGCACUACUUCUCAGAGCCCCGACUUUGUAAGGACGGUGACCAACGGCGGCUCUUCCGAGCCUAGCCCUACAGAAGCGGAUGUGUCCAAGCAGUGUGUCUGCUCCCCUGGAGGGUCAGAGGACUCUGAGGCCAUGGAGGAGGGAGACGCAGACAGUUCUGUCUGCCCCAGAUGCUGCGGUCACAGGCCCCAGGAAUCCCAAAGGAGAACUGGCAGGUGUUCUGAUGAGGAACGUCCUUCAACCAGCCGAGCCUGUGUUGUGAAUGGCCCGGAUGGUACGAGAUCCGCCUUUUCCUUUAGGACUGUGCCACAAGGGGGGUCUUCAGGCCCAGCACAUGAUGAGAGAACUAAUGGGAGUGGCUCUGGGGCUACAGGUGAGGACAGGAUGGGGAGCUCCCAGCCUGAGAGUUGUGACGUGCAGUCUCAUGAAGACUAUCCUCGGAGGCCCCUAACCAGGGCCAGGAGCAGACUGUCCCAUGUACCGCUGGUAUCUGAGUCAGAAGUUGCCAAAUCAAAGCCACGUCAUGCCAUGAAACGGAAACGAACGGCCGAUAAGUCCACCAGCACCAGUGACCCUGUGAUCGAGGAUGACCAUGUACAGGUUCUUGUAUUAAAGUCCAAAAAUCUUGUUGGAGUCACUAUGACCAAUUGUGGCAUUACAGAUCUAGUGCUGAAAGACUGCCCCAAGAUGAUGUUCAUCCAUGCUACCAGAUGCAGGGUGCUAAAACAUUUAAAGGUAGAAAAUGCACCAAUUGUAAACCGAUUUGACUAUGCACAAUGCAAGAAGUUAAAUAUGGAUCAGGUACUAGACCAGAUACUAAGGAUGCCACCUGAGAGAAACCGGAUCAUAUACCUACGCCCGAUGCAGCAGGUAGACACACUGACUUUGGAGCAGAAGCUAUUUAGUGGCCCCUACCCAUACCACAUCUGCAUCAUCCAUGAAUUCAGUAACCCUCCCAACGUGCGGAACAAGGUGCGCAUUCGCAGCUGGAUGGACACAAUAGCAAACAUCAACCAAGAACUCAUUAAGUAUGAGUUCUUCCCUGAAGCUACUCGAAAUGAAGAAGACUUAAAGAAGUACCCAAAAUACCCCUGGGGAAGAGAAAUCUAUACUUUAGAGGGUGUUGUGGAUGGAGCUCCAUAUUCCAUGAUUUCUGACUUUCCGUGGCUGAGGUCACUGCGGGCAGCAGAACCCAACAGCUUUGCCAGAUAUGAUUUUGAAGAUGAUGAAGAAAGUACCAUCUAUGCUCCUCGAAGGAAAGGACAACUGUCUGCAGACAUCUGUAUGGAAACGAUAGGAGAGGAGAUCUCGGAAAUGCGCCAGAUGAAGAAGGGCGUGUUUCAGCGAGUCGUGGCAAUCUUUAUCCACUACUGUGAUGUGAAUGGAGAGCCAGUUGAAGAUGACUACAUUUGACUGGCCCAUCUUCCUUUCCAGGUUUUCUGGCAAAAGGCAGCUGGGACCAUCCAGCUUCCAGAAGGCUUCACAGGAACUUUGGGCUUGGUAUUGGGAGGCCCUGGCUCAGUUUGGUAUAUAGGAAAUACAUAAGGAACAUUGGGAUUGUAUACAAAGUUUUGUAUAGAGAGGAACUAUUACAAAGACACUUCCCUAAAGAACCAACUUUAUAUCAUAUGUUUAUACAUCUUAAUUUAAAAAUUCAUUUUAAUGAAGGCAGAUUAUUUGAUUCAUUUGUUUGAUUUUCCUGACUUAGGCCUUAGUGUCGUUCUGACUGAGCCUCCAUUUAGUGUAGCCCUAAUCACCAUCUCCCCAUGAAUCUGUGCCUUUUCCUUCUCGACAAAGCAGUUUGAGUAAAUCUGUUCCAGAGUGUUUGUGUCUUACGUGCUUUCUGUUAUUAAUAUACCAACUAAACCCUUAGAGAAGAGGAUAUGUUUCUGUACUAAAUAUGGUUCCUUUUUUCCUUAGUAUUAUAGUUGCCAUAUAUCUUUAAAUGAAAAGACUCAUGAACUUUAAAAAAUGAAUUUGAAGGGGAAAUAGAAAAGUUUCCAAAGCAUUUCUAGUUAUUUAUUUCCACAUUCAACUGUG
This is a messenger RNA of Jaculus jaculus (lesser Egyptian jerboa), 4392 nucleotides long. It is a transcript of the gene Fbxo38, whose product is annotated as F-box protein 38. Gene Ontology annotation, biological process: protein K48-linked ubiquitination; SCF-dependent proteasomal ubiquitin-dependent protein catabolic process. Bases 193 to 3765 code for a protein of 1190 amino acids. Gene Ontology annotation, molecular function: protein binding. The record is from RefSeq and is a predicted model, not a curated record. Gene Ontology annotation, cellular component: nucleus; cytoplasm. The transcript has 22 exons. Lineage: Eukaryota; Metazoa; Chordata; Mammalia; Rodentia; Dipodidae.